GAUUCUGCUCUUCUUCUCCUUUCUUCCCACUGCAGCCACUCGAAAGAAAAAGAAAGAGAACCCAGCCAUGCCUUUGAGAAACCAGUGAGAUAAGCUUGGUUUUCUCCUUCCUUUCUUGCUCUAGAACACACCUAGAACCCAGAAAUCUUCCCCCCUGCUGGAAAAGCCGGAUCUGCCCUGCUCUGCUUUGUCCUUCCGCCGGCUGCUCUUGAUUGUGGGUGAUUUCUGGGCAUAUUUUUCGGUUCCCGAUCGUUCUGUCAGUUAGCACUGAGAUUGAGUGCUCGGUUUUAUGCGAGUGAUGUAAGUAAAUUUAUGGUAAUGCUCGUACUGUUUUAAAAGCAUGUUUUGAUUUGUUUUUGAAGUGGUGGCGGGACUAAACCCGUUUUACACGAGCAUGACUGAUUUGAAGUGAAAUGUUUUAUGCUUUUCAUUAAAUUGAGCAUGCCUACUUGAAAUUUAAUUGAUUGUCCCGAUGAUCUGAAAAUUUUGAUGGUAUCAGAGUGUGAAUUGGAUAAGUUCCGAGCCUUGUGCAUUUGUGGGACCCGUCUCACUAGUGCACGGCGUCUGCCGCGCCUCGAAUUUGGGUUUUGGGGCGUGACAGAUUUAGUGGUAUCAGAGCUUAGUGGAGGAUGGGUAAAUCCUCUACUUUGCAAGAGAUUCAAGGCUAUUUUAGCCAAUGUUGUGUGGUUUCUAGAUGCGUUUUAGGAGCUGGAUUACUUGGUAAUUCCGUUGCUCCUUAUUUUCUGAAAGUGUUAUAGUGAAAGUUUCACUUUUUCCAUUUGGAGCUUCAUAGUCUUUUCAUGUGGCUCAUUUUUCUAUAUUUGUUAAUCAAGAGCAGUGAUCAUUCCAUUGAAAUUGCCAUGUUUUUGUGAAGAUUAGCAAGCUGUCAUAAAGUUAAACUCUCUAUUGUUGCUAAUCUCUACAUUCUUGAUGUCUGUUGAAAUUGCUUGAAACUCUUGAAAUCCGUCUUGAAUCUUUCUUGAUAUUGCUUUGUACUUGUUCUUGAAACUGAAAUCUAUAAAUGGAUAAUGAUUAUUGGAAUCCUCAUUAUCUGGAUACUUGUUUGAAAUUAAUUCUUGCAUUGUUCUUGGAAUCUAGUUUGAGUUGUCCUUGGAAACGUUCUUGUUCUGACUCUGCUCUUGCUUGAAUCUUGAAUAUUCUGCUAGUUCUUGUUUCAGUAUACCUAUUGAUCUUCUUGAUUCUUGGUUUUUGUUCAUAUGGACACCUCUUUAGGAGGGGUGACGAUUAUCAGAAGAUACCUAUAUGAGGUAUUCUAAAUUCUUGUCUCUUGCAAGUGUUAAAUUCUGUAUUCUUGAUGCCUUAGUUUUGACUUGACUCUAGGAUGACCUAAUUGAAAAUCUGCUUAGCCUCGCCUCCAUGAGCUACGAGGUGAAGGGGUAGUCUUUGAUGUGCUUGAUGCCCUAGAGUUUUGUUCCAAGAGAAAUUGUUCUUGAUCCCAGCCAUUGCUUUGUUCUGUUAAUUAAUUCUAGUACUUGGG
Molecule: messenger RNA, 1498 nt
Organism: Rubroshorea leprosula
Lineage: Eukaryota; Viridiplantae; Streptophyta; Magnoliopsida; Malvales; Dipterocarpaceae
Source: the annotation of a GenBank genome assembly